This is a messenger RNA of Aspergillus glaucus CBS 516.65, 501 nucleotides long. RefSeq names its product ankyrin repeat domain-containing protein. The coding region runs from base 1 to 501 and encodes 166 amino acids. The transcript is spliced from 2 exons. Gene Ontology annotation, molecular function: protein binding. Lineage: Eukaryota; Fungi; Ascomycota; Eurotiomycetes; Eurotiales; Aspergillaceae. The record is from RefSeq and is a predicted model, not a curated record.
AUGCGUGAUGGGAGGGUCACGCUAUUUAUUCUGGUUGCUGGCGCAGGGUAUCAAAAUCUGGUCUUGUGUCUCCUUCAACAUGGUGCGAAUGUUGACCAGAUUGGGGUUAAAGGGAUGACUCCGUUGAUGGUAGCAGCUCAGGGUGGCUACCCUGAUGUGGUGGAGCUUCUGCUGCACAAUGAUCAUGGCGUCGACAUCCAAAUCAAAUCUCAUGAUGGUAUCACGCCACUUUUGCACGCAAUUCAAGCGAACCAUUCAGAUAUAAUUGACUUGCUGUUGCAGAGCGGUGAAGAUAUCGAGUGCCUUGGUGUUGGUGGUGUCACCCCACUGAUGCAUGCAGUAUGGAUGGGAAGUGUAAAGGCUUGUGAAAGGCUUAUUGAUCUUGGGGCCGAUGCUAACGCGAAGGACAGUAAUGGUCGCAGGCCACUCUGGUGGGCUCUUGAGAAUCGAAAUGAAAAGAUUGCCAGCAUGCUUUUAGAGAGCGCUGGGGGGAGAAGAUGA